CAAAUGUUGGAUGGUCAACAUUUCUUAGAGUUCUGGGUUAUCUUUGUCUCUUGUCUGUAUCUCUUUUGUUUGUGAUUUUGGUUAUUGGGCUCAUGGGUGGAAUCCACCCUUGGAUGUCUGGCGUGCAUGAGUGGUUUCAGUUUCACCUGUCACAUUCUGUUUGAUUUUUCGUCUUGGAUCCUUACAGCGGCGAAUGAUUAAUGUCUGAAGAAAUUAGGUUUUUGGAUUCGAGUUUGGUCUCGGUGAUUCUACAUUGAGGAGGAUUUUUGUCGUGGACAUAUGGUAGGAGACGAGGAGGACGCCGCCGGUUCCCGAGGACAGUGUCAGAUCUCCGGUGCCGGCGGCGGAGGCCGCAAAGCAUUCUGGAGGUCGGCAUCUUGGUCUUCCAGGUCUGCCUCUCAGAGUUCUGCCCCCUUCGAUCAUGUCAAAGACUUCUCAGAUCCUCAUAAUAGCACCACCGACAAGAACAACGGCGGAGGACAGUUCCGAAGGUUUCCUGUUCCUCUCACUCCUCGGUCCCAGCAUAGUAAGGCUCGCUCUUGCUUGCCCCCCUUGCAGCCAUUGUCGAUCACUCGCCGCGGCUUGGACGAGUGGCCCAAAGCUGGUUCGGAUGAUGUGGGAGAAUGGCCCCAACCUCCCACCCCAAGUGGUCGAGGUGAUCCGAACAAGCCCAUAGAAGGUUUGAAGCUUGACUUGUCUUCGUUUCAGAGAAAUCCAGAUCCCACAGGGACUCUUCUUAAGAAAGACAGGAUCGCCUUCUUUGAUAAAGAAUGCUCCAAGGUUGCGGAACACAUAUAUCUUGGUGGAGACGCUGUUGCUAAGAACAGGGAUAUUCUCAAGCAGAACGGUAUCACACAUGUUCUCAACUGUGUGGGUUUCGUUUGCCCUGAAUACUUUAAAUCCGACCUCGUCUACAAGACAUUGUGGUUGCAAGAUAGUCCUUCUGAGGAUAUCACUAGUAUUCUUUAUGAUGUCUUUGACUACUUUGAAGAUGUAAGGGAGCAGGGCGGGAGGGUUCUGGUCCACUGUUGUCAAGGGGUGUCUCGUUCCACGUCUUUGGUGAUUGCUUAUCUUAUGUGGAGGGAGGGCCAGAGCUUUGAUGAUGCCUUUCAGUUUGUAAAGCAGGCCAGAGGAAUUGCGAACCCCAACAUGGGCUUCGCUUGCCAGUUGUUGCAGUGCCAGAAGAGAGUACAUGCCAUUCCGCUGAGCCCCAGUUCGGUUCUGAGGAUGUAUCGGAUGGCACCGCAUUCACCUUAUGAUCCUCUGCAUCUGGUUCCCAAGAUGUUGAAUGAUCCUUCUCCAUCUGCUCUGGAUUCUAGAGGAGCGUUUAUAGUACAUGUGCCUUCUGCUAUCUACAUCUGGGUUGGUCGAAGUUGUCAGCACAUCAUGGAGAGGGAUGCAAAAGGAGCUGCUUUCCAGGUUGUUCGUUAUGAGAGAGUGCAGGCGCCGAGAAUAAUGGUUGAGGAAGGGGAAGAGCCAUCAGACUUUUGGGAUGCCUUUUCAAAUCUUCCAGAUUCAGUGGAUAAGUCUGGGAACAUUGUCAAGAUUGAAUCAGCAGCUAAAGUUGUUCCUGGUGAGAGGAAGGUGGACUCGUAUGAUGGGGAUUUUGAAGUCUUCCAGAAAGCAAUCACUGGGGGUGUGGUGCCUGCCUUCUCAACACCGGGGGCUGAACACGAAACUCACCUCCCUGCGAGGGAAAGCAAUUGGAGCGUUCUAAGGCGAAAGUUUGCCUUGGGUGAUGUGAAAGAGUUUGGGGCAGGUCCUAAGGUAUCCCUUUGUAGAGUCUAUUCUGAUUCAAUGUUGAUUUUCGACCCUGAUAGUCGGAUAAACAAACUUCCACAUUUGUCAGCGGACUCAUCAUCAUCACCUCAUUUUUCUCCAAGUUCCUUUUCUUCUGAUUCAAGUAAUAGCUCUAAAUCUAGUUCAGAAUCGCCUUCACUGUCCCCAUCUACAUCUUCUUCUACAGCCUCACCUGCUUCCUCAACUGUGCCUGAUUUGCCAUCCAAGACGUCUCUUCAUCCCAUCCCUAACAUUUCAGAAUCUCGUAAGGUUGGUCAUGCUUCUUGUUCCCAAGUAAUCUCAUCACCAUCUAAAAGAUUGGUUCUCUCUCUUGCUGAACGGAGAGGUAGCUUGUCACCUUCGUUGAAGCUGCAAACCUUGGCUGAUGAUAAAUCUGUAUCAUACAGAAGGGACACAAUCACGUAUUCAACUUCUUCUGCAAGUCAACAGAAUGAAAAGGGGAGAGACAAUAAUUCGUGCUCUUUUAUAGGACUUUGUAGUAAAGAAAAAGUUUCAGAUUCUAUUGAGGCCACUGCAAUUGAAAAGGGAGAUUCAACUCAAGAAUGUCAGUUGCAAAUGUUUCUAGGGGCAUCUCUUAACGACCAAGCAGCCGCCAAUGAAGGUUCUUCUGUAAAGAAGUAUCCUCUGCAAGAGGUCCUGGAUGUUCCUGUCUUUGCUGGAUUUGUCGACAAUUUUUCUGGGUUCUGUAAUCCAAUUGACCCCAUAGUUUGCCGCUGGCCUACUUUAGAAAGGGUUGCACCAUUUGGCACUGCCAAUUUGGAUUCAGAAGCUGCUUUUCUUGUCUUAGUUCCUAGUACUGGUGUAGGCAAGCAUAAAGAUAGGAUGAUAUAUUUCUGGAUUGGAAAAUCAUUCAAACAUGAUAAUUGUCAGCUUCAAUUAGAUGUCGGCAGCAGUGUAAGUGAUGUAGAAGCGAUUGACUGGAAUCAAGUUGUUUGUGAUUUUCUUUCUACAAUGGGUCUACCGAAGGACAUCCCCACUGAGGACAGGUAGUUAAAGAAGAAUUGGAGCCAGAGGAAUUCCUUGAAUUGUUGAAGUGAUUGUACCAAUUGCUAGAACAAAUGGAAAAGCCUGCAACAACUGGAUCAGAUCAUUUCUUCAGUUCGCACAUUAUGCACUGAAAUUUUGUUUGCUAUCUUUGUAACAGCUUUGCCUCACAAGAUUGGCCAGGUAUCCAUCGAAGUAGUUUCUGGUGGCUCAACUGGAUGUACAGUAUAUGACAACCCUCAUAAACACAGAUAAACCAACUUGUAAUCUGUGUUUCUGACUCCGGACAUCUCCUUGAAUGUACAUUACCAAAUAUUUCAAAAGCGUUCCAGCGGAAUAGAUAUCUUGAGGACUUA
Molecule: messenger RNA, 3140 nt
Organism: Telopea speciosissima
Lineage: Eukaryota; Viridiplantae; Streptophyta; Magnoliopsida; Proteales; Proteaceae
Product: protein-tyrosine-phosphatase MKP1-like
Exons: 3
Coding region: 280-2790 (836 amino acids)
Biological process (GO): protein dephosphorylation
Molecular function (GO): protein tyrosine/serine/threonine phosphatase activity
Source: RefSeq, a predicted model, not a curated record